Messenger RNA from Carassius gibelio (silver crucian carp), 4077 nucleotides. RefSeq names its product amyloid-beta A4 precursor protein-binding family A member 2-like. The record is from RefSeq and is a predicted model, not a curated record. Gene Ontology annotation, molecular function: amyloid-beta binding; protein binding. Gene Ontology annotation, cellular component: dendritic spine; plasma membrane; cytoplasm. The coding region runs from base 235 to 2739 and encodes 834 amino acids. Gene Ontology annotation, biological process: chemical synaptic transmission. The transcript has 14 exons. NCBI's taxonomy places the organism in Eukaryota, Metazoa, Chordata, Actinopteri, Cypriniformes, Cyprinidae.
CUGUUCUCUACGUUUAUCUUCAGGUUUCUGUUCUCUUCAGUCUCCGGGAUGCGGUGUCGAUACGCUUCCCACUCUCUAUGCCUCUAAAACACAGGACGUCUAUCUAUGAACAUCACAACAUCAAAGGUUAUGCAGUUUGGUUCCUGAGAGAUCUCCUUCACCACACAACUGUCGUGUGCUUUUGUUUGUCAGGAUUAAAGUUUCCAGUGAUGAUCGGCCUGUGAGCAGUUCUCAAUGGCUCAGAGGAAGAGGCCAGGGACCAACAGCAGCAUGGCCACAGAGCCUCACACUUCAGUGCCACGCUCCUGCCCAGCCCCGUAUCCCGACCCUGUGCACCCUAAAGAGGAGUAUGAAGAGCGCCAGGACCCUGAGGUAUCCCAACACUCCUACCACAACCAAGAGGAGGCAGAUUUGACGGACAGCCGACCAGCCACGCCCACCUCUCCAGACCACGCCCACAGAGACUACCACAGCCACCCGGACAGUCUGGAUGGAGACUCUAGCUCAGACUAUGUCAACAAUACAUCUGAUGAAGAAGAGGAUGAUUUUGACGAAGGGCUGCCGGAGGAGGAUGAAGGUGUGACGUAUUAUAUCCGCUAUUGUCCUGAGGAUGACAGCUACCUGGAGGGAAUGAACUGCAAUGAGCCUGAGUACGGACACCCGGACGGUCACAUGAAGCCGCCUCCGGACACGGAUGAGUGCCAGGAAAGGGUUGAUGAAUGGGUGGAGGGAGAGGACGAUGCACAUGGUGAUGAUGGAGAAGUGCGUUGUGAAGUACUCGAGCAGGACUGUGACCAGCAGCUGUAUGACGGCAGACCCGAGCCUGUCCUCGAUCACCACCACCACCAACACUCUCCAGAACCCCACCAGGACCAGAUUCCGCCCUCCGGUGAAGAUCAAGAAGUGCAGGAUGUUGAAGGAUGUGAGGGCUACUGCCCUGAUCAGGAAGACGUACUGCAGGUGGGGCAAGACAGAGGUGGUUACGCAGGAGACUAUUAUGCCACAGAGGAAAAUGGAAACUCUGUACAUGUGUCACCUUACAGGGGGCAUAAGAGCACAGAUGGAGAGACCGGAGAGGAGGCAGAGGAGGAUAUUGAUCAGAUAGUAGCUGAGAUUAAGAUGAGCAUGAGCAUGGGCAGUCUUAGCAGUGGUACUGAUCAGAGUCCAGAGGAACUGGCACUUGAUCCAGCACCAAGCGGCUACCAGCCAGAGACACGCUCCAAACCCGAGCCUGCCCCUGCCCCAGCCCCUGCCCCAGCCCCUGCUCCUCCUACAGUCCCUUCCUCAUACCCUCAGCCUCACCGUCAUGACGGAAGACCCAAAUCCCUCAACAUUCCCCCUGCCAGACACAAUCCUGAGCUCCAGAGGAACUUUAAGGUACGACCUCACACACCAGAGGAGAGACAGAGAUGGACGCAGGACCACGUGAGAGAGCAGGUGUCCAACAGUGCAGAACAGCCAAGGAAGCAGCAGCGGUCUGAUCUCAAUGGAUCACUGGAGAACAACAAUGUCCCUGAGUCAACAAAGAAGACGGCCUCAUUUCCCAGCUUCGUGGAUGUGCCGGGCCCCUGUGAGCCUGAGGACCUCAUUGAUGGGAUUAUCUUCGCUGCAAACUACCUCGGCUCCACUCAGCUCCUGUCGGAGAGAAAUCCAUCCAAAAACAUCAGGAUGAUGCAAGCCCAGGAGGCAGUGAGCAGGGUCAAGAGGGUACAGAAGGCAGUCAAAAUCAAGAAAAAGGCGAAUCCAGAGGGAGAUGCUCAGACUUUGACUGAGGUGGAUCUUUUCAUCUCAACUCAAAGGAUCAAAGUACUCAAUGCAGACAGCCAGGAGACCAUGAUGGAUAACGCUUUGCGUACCAUCUCAUACAUUGCUGACAUCGGGAACAUUGUGGUUCUAAUGGCAAGACGCCGCAUGCCACGCACCGCCUCACAGGACUGCAUCGAGACCACCCCCGGAGCCCAUGAGGCCAAGAAGCAGUACAAAAUGAUAUGCCACGUAUUUGAGUCCGAGGAUGCCCAGCUCAUAGCACAGUCCAUUGGUCAGGCAUUCAGCGUGGCCUACCAGGAAUUUCUCCGAGCCAAUGGGAUCAACCCAGAGGACCUGAGCCAGAAAGAAUACAGCGACAUCAUCAACACACAGGAGAUGUACAAUGAUGACCUCAUCCACUUCUCAAACUCAGACAACUGCAAAGAGUUGCAACUGGAGAAGCAGAAGGGGGAGAUUCUGGGCAUAGUUAUUGUGGAGUCUGGCUGGGGCUCUAUUCUGCCCACUGUCAUCCUGGCAAACAUGAUGAAUGGAGGCCCUGCCGCCCGUUCUGGGAAGCUCAGCAUCGGUGACCAGAUCAUGUCAAUCAACAACACCAGUCUGGUGGGGCUGCCUCUCGCCACCUGUCAGGGAAUCAUCAAGGGCCUGAAAAACCAGGUGCAGGUGAAGCUAAACAUCGUGAGCUGCCCUCCUGUAACCACAGUUCUCAUCAAGAGACCAGACCUCAAGUACCAGCUGGGUUUUAGUGUGCAGAAUGGCAUUAUCUGUAGUCUAAUGCGAGGAGGUAUUGCAGAGAGAGGAGGCGUGCGGGUUGGUCAUCGUAUUAUUGAGAUAAAUGGCCAAAGUGUUGUGGCCACGGCACAUGAGAAAAUCGUCCAAGCUCUCUCCAAUUCUGUUGGCGAGAUCCACAUGAAGACUAUGCCAGCUGCCAUGUUUAGACUCUUAACUGGUCAGGAGACUCCCAUGUAUAUAUGAUCUGAGGUGGACUUCAGCUGAGAUACAUAACCCUGGGCACUGGGAAAUGUCUGAAUGCAGCAGUCACCAUUUUCAAUUUAUCUUCACCAAAAACAACUCCCAUCACCGUUAACAUUACUUAAGAGCUAUGGUGUGUCAUUUCUGCAUAGUGUGGAUUCUUUUUAAUUUGUCAUGUUUGCUCUUGGGUGUGUGCACAGCCCGAUGAUGAUGAUGAAGAUGAAAUCGAUGCAUCUCAAGUCGUGAUGCAAGGGGGCACUUUGUACAUUUGAUUUUGAUGCUACUCUUUAAUUUAUUUACAAUUAUGUACGUGUGGACAUUGUUGGAGAGAUGCAAGUUUGCUUUGUAAAUAUGUAAUCGUUAUAUCAAUAUCAGAAAGGAAUGGAAAAGCCAGAGAAAGAAGUCCAGAGAGAAGCCCAAAACAUCAAACCUAGUGACCAUUCCAGAACGUUUGUUUCCGUUAUUAGGACAUAAAAGAUUGGAUAUUAUACUUGUUAUCUGGUUAUUAUCUGGUUUUUAUUUAAUUUUUCCUUUUAUUUAAUUUUUUUUUUAAUCAAAUGCACACUUAAUCAGUACAAGUCCCUUACAUAUAAAUAACUGAAUUUACUGCAGCAAAUGUGGCAAAAUGUGACAUGACGUAAAAAAUAAAAAUAAAAACUCAAUGAUUACAUAAUCCAGACUAAUAGAACUUUGCAAGACUGACUAGUAUCAGGGACUUUAUCAACAGAGGAGAAUCGUUUCACACUGAUAGCCUUCAUCAAUGGAGAAUUGUCAUCUAGUGGGCAUUAAAACAGCAAAUUUUGAGAGUAGUUUUUUACUUCCAAGCGAGCGAAUCUUUUGUAAAAUACCGUAUGUAAACAAUUUGUGGAUUUCUCCCAUGCUGUAAUAAUCCAAACAUUCUCUUGCCAUGCUGUAAAUGAAGGUUGUUUCAAGCUCAAAAACACUGAAUGAAAUGUAAGAGUUUAUUUUUUAUGUGUGCUUUUUUUGUGUAUGCCCAGCUGCAACUCAUUUGAGUCUGUGGUGAAUGUAAUAGUGUUGUUAAUAGUGUGUCCACUUCCUUAAGCAGUAUUAGAAUGUCUGUACAUAAACGUUUACCUUGUUUAGUACUGUGUCCAUGUAGGAAUCACUGUUAGUCUCAUUUUAUCUUUGUGAGGCUUGGCCUUGGGAAAAUAAUAAGACACUGUGACCAAAAGCCUUACCGCUGGGUAGGAAAGCUUUUGAAAACCGUAAUAAAAAAAAGAGUCAUGAAACAACUAAUAAUACAUGAACAUAAAUACCUGUUUGCAUGCAUCUUAAAAUGACACUAUGGCAAAAUAAUAAUAAAGUGUAACAUAAGCCCUU